AUGGCUUUGGCCGCUGCUGCCAGCACGCGGGAUUGGGAUGAGGUCCUUCGACUUCUAGACAUUGGAAAGGCUGAUGUCAAUCAGCCUGACAGGUCUGGGAUGACUUGCCUCAUGUGGACCUGUCAAUGGGACAAUGUGAAGAUUGCCCGGCGUUUGCUGGACGCGAAAGCCUUGGUGAACGCUGCUAGCAAGCACGGCGUGACGCCCUUGAUGUUCGCUGCGGACGGCAACGCGCAAGAGAUUGUCAAGCUGCUCCUGGAAAACCAGGCUAGCGCUGAGGCAUUUUCCAAGCAUGGGAUGUGCGCCCUUCUCCUGGCAGCCAGGAGUGGUGCAGCGAAGACACUGAAGGUGCUUCUGGAGGGGGCGGCGGAUGUGAACGUCCAGAUGCGUAGUGGCAUGACUGGGUUGAUGUGCGCAGCGGAGGAGAACCACACGGAUGCAGUGCAGGUGCUCUUGAAGUACAAGGCUGACGUGAAUCUUCAGGACCGAGAUGGACAGAGCGCAAUGAUCUACGCGACCAAGAAGAAUGCCACGAUCCGCCCGCGCCACAACUACGCUGCCAUGGUGGACUACAUCAACAAGGUUUCGCACCUACCAUCCGUCAUGGACCUGCUGCUGGAAGCGCAGGCGGAUUUGGAGCUGGUGGACAAACACGGUAACAGGGCUGUGGACUACGCAGGAGCCAAAGCCCAUCACUUGUUGGUGGCCUGGCAGAACGCGGCGGAGUGGAAGAGACGUGAGGAGCUGGAGGGAGAAGCACAGCUCGCAGAGCUAACAGAGCUGCCGGAGGAGUCUGGAGAAGAGGAUUAG
Durusdinium trenchii is the source of this 810-nucleotide messenger RNA. Lineage: Eukaryota; Dinophyceae; Suessiales; Symbiodiniaceae. The record is from the annotation of a GenBank genome assembly.